Molecule: messenger RNA, 4459 nt
Organism: Pogoniulus pusillus (Red-fronted tinkerbird)
Lineage: Eukaryota; Metazoa; Chordata; Aves; Piciformes; Lybiidae
Gene: ST18
Product: ST18 C2H2C-type zinc finger transcription factor
Exons: 23
Coding region: 193-3612 (1139 amino acids)
Biological process (GO): regulation of transcription by RNA polymerase II
Cellular component (GO): nucleus
Molecular function (GO): RNA polymerase II cis-regulatory region sequence-specific DNA binding; DNA-binding transcription factor activity, RNA polymerase II-specific; zinc ion binding
Source: RefSeq, a predicted model, not a curated record
AGAUGUGACUGCAGCAUCGGACAUGGGACUGUUUGUUCACUCACUUUCUGUGAAGAGAGUUUUGAACUGUGUUUUGAAUAGACAGCAUUUUCUUUGUGUGGUUGGUAAAUAAUACAGAGCAAAGUUAGUCAGCAAGUUGCAUAGCUUCUGCAUUCUGAUUCUUUGGAGCCCUUUUGUACCAAGCUUGACAGGAUGUUUUUAACAGAAUGUGACCUCACUGGGAUACCAGAGAACAGGAUAAGCAGAUCGGAUGCAGUCACUCAUGCAACUCCUAGAAGCAGCAAUGUGAGAACUGGAGUGGUGGCAAACCCAGCGAGACCAGGAAACCUUCUGGAUGCCUGUCAUCAGUCACUGGGUAAAGAGAAUGAAUUUCAAGAUUAUCUAUUAAAUCAAGCAAAGCAUCUUGGGCUGAGUGACGGAUUUGGUCCUUUGGAAUCUGCACACAUUUUCACCCGGAGACACGCAAAGAUGGAUGCAGAUGGGGAAAAUAAAAAGCUACGCACGCGCUCAAAAGGAACCAAGGUUCAAGUGGACUCUAUAGCUCAAGAGCUCAGUGCCUACAAAUGCUCCAUGGCUAAGAAAAGAAAAGCUGAGGAACAGGUAUCAGGCAUUCCUGUCAACAAAAGGAAGUCCUUGUUAAUGAAACCUCGCCACUACAGCCCCAGCUUGGAGUGCAAAGAAGAAAGUGAAGACAGGACGGAUUUACGGGAGGAGAUCGUCCUUGAAAGCAGCUCAACUCCAGAGGAGGGUGCACCAAAACCAUCUGAGGAAACUCCUCAUUCAGGUGGGGAAGAAAGUUCCAGUCAAAGAAAAGAUAACUACUCCAGUUAUCAAGAUGCUGUGGCCAAACCUUUGCUGAACACAGGGAAAUUAGCAAAAGAUGCACCCAGCCAAACAGUGGCAGAAAAUCUCAACGAUAGCGGCAUUCAAUCCUUAAAAACAGAGAGCGAUGACGCGGAUGAAUGUUACGUCAUUAACUCAGAUGAAGGAAAGGAAAAGACUGUUACUUCUGAUCCUAAAUACUGUUCAUCUGAGGAAAAUGAGAGUAACUCUGAAAUGAUGGACAAUGAGUGGGACAGCUCUUCAAAUUUCUCAGAAGAAACGGGCGUAAAGCCCCACGUAACUCAGAAGUACAUUGUAGAGUGUAAUCAACCUAGCGUCCUGGAAGUGCCAGAAAUUAAGAAGGAAGAGGUAGAAAUUGGCCCUUCUGAAACACUUUGUGACUCAGAAACAGAGCAAAGAGCACCCCAGGAGUCUCACCCAGACCCUUUUGAGAAGAGAAUCCAGCAUCCCUUCCCUGAAAGUGAAGAAGAUGACAAUGAGUGCCUGUCAGAAACCACAGAGGUGUUGGUUGAGCUGGACAAAACAAAAGGGAACUUGAGUUUGCUAGAACAAGCGAUCGCUCUGCAGGCAGAGCAAGGGCAUGUGUUUCACAGCACCUACAAGGAACUGGAUAGGUUUCUUCUGGAGCACCUAGCAGGGGAAAGGAGACAAACCAAAGUUAUUGACAUUGGUGGGAGACAGAUAUUUAGCAACAAACAUUCUCCCAGGCCUGAAAAGAGAGAAACCAAAUGUCCCAUCCCAGGAUGUGAUGGCACAGGGCACGUGACUGGGCUCUACCCUCACCACCGCAGUCUGUCAGGCUGUCCACAUAAAGUUAGAGUGCCACUAGAAAUUCUUGCCAUGCAUGAGAAUGUUUUAAAGUGCCCUACCCCAGGAUGCACUGGAAGAGGACAUGUCAACAGCAAUCGCAACACACACAGAAGCCUUUCUGGUUGUCCAAUUGCUGCAGCUGAAAAGUUGGCUAUGUCCCAGGAAAAGAACCAGCUUGAGCCUCCAAAAGCUGGGCAGUGCCACGAUCAGACUCACAGGACAAACUUAGCGAAGCAACCUGAGGUAUCUCAGUACACUUACAGAACUUCUCAGCCAGUCACCUCCUCCAGGGCCACCCUGGUGAAAGAGCAGGAGAAGUUUGGGAAAGUCCCAUUUGAUUAUGCCAGCUUUGAUGCACAAGUCUUUGGCAAACGCACAACAGCACCUGCGGCACAGGGAAGAAAUGAAUCAAAGCAUUUUUCAAAUCCAGUGAAAUUUUCUAAUCGACUGCCUAGUGCUAGCGCCCACACACAGAGCCCUUGCCAUGCCAACUCUUAUAGCUACGGUCAAUGUAGUGAAGACACCCACAUAGCAGCAGCUGCUGCUAUCCUCAACCUUUCCACCCGCUGCAGGGAAGCAGCAGAGAUCCUCUCCAACAAACCACAGAGUCUGUCUGCCAAGGGAGCUGAGAUAGAAGUGGAUGAAAAUGGCACUCUGGAUUUGAGCAUGAAAAAGAACCGAAGCCAAGACAAAGUUAUGCCUCUCACUUCUUCCAGCACAGCACUUCCUACUCCUUCCUCGUCCCCUUUCAAAACAAGCAGCGUCCUGGUAAAUGCAGCCUUCUACCAGGCUCUUUGUGAACAGGAAGGCUGGGAUACACCAAUCAACUACAGCAAGACCCACGGCAGGAAAGAAGAAGAAAAAGAGAAAGAUCCAGUGAGCUCUCCAGAAAAUAUGGAGGAAAAGAAGUAUCCAGGAGAUGUGUCCAUACCAAGUCCCAAGCCCAAGCUCCAUUCAAGAGAUCUCAAAAAGGAACUCAUCACCUGCCCAACUCCAGGAUGUGAUGGCAGCGGUCACGUAACAGGGAACUAUGCCUCACACCGCAGUGUUUCUGGGUGCCCAUUAGCUGACAAGACAUUGAAAUCCCUUAUGGCUGCUAACUCUCAGGAGCUUAAGUGCCCCACACCUGGCUGUGACGGCUCUGGGCACGUGACGGGGAACUAUGCCUCCCACAGAAGCUUAUCUGGUUGUCCUCGUGCCAGGAAAGGAGGUGUCAAAGUGACUCCUACCAAGGAAGAAAAAGAAGACCCUGAACUUAAAUGUCCAGUGAUAGGCUGUGAUGGCCAAGGUCACAUAUCAGGUAAAUACACUUCUCAUCGCACUGCUUCUGGUUGUCCUUUGGCUGCCAAGAGACAGAAGGAGAGUCCUGUCAAUGGGUCUUCACUAUCCUGGAAACUGAACAAACAAGAGCUGCCACACUGUCCUUUGCCAGGCUGCAACGGGCUGGGUCAUGUUAAUAAUGUUUUUGUCACCCACAGAAGCCUGUCUGGAUGUCCUCUGAAUGCACAAGCCAUAAAAAAGGGCAAAAUUUCAGAAGAAUUAAUGACUAUCAAGCUUAAAGCAAGUGGUGGCAUUGAGAGUGAUGAAGAAAUCAGACACUUGGAUGAGGAAAUAAAAGAACUAAAUGAAUCCAAUCUUAAAAUUGAAGCUGACAUGAUGAAACUUCAAACCCAGAUCACAUCUAUGGAGAGCAACUUGAAAACAAUAGAAGAAGAGAACAAACUCAUAGAGCAGAACAACGAGAGCCUGCUGAAGGAGUUAGCUGGCUUAAGCCAAGCCCUCAUCUCCAGCCUCGCUGACAUUCAGCUUCCACAGAUGGGGCCAAUCAGUGAGCAGAAUUUCGAAGCAUAUGUAAAUACACUCACAGACAUGUACAGCAAUCUGGAACGGGACUAUUCCCCCGAAUGCAAAGCUCUGCUGGAAAGUAUCAAACAGGCAGUGAAGGGCAUCCAUGUGUAGGAUGUGAAAGCUGCUGGGCAACAGAAAUUACUUAACAGCAGUAAACUCCAGAUGGAUCUGUUAGGAGUUCAUGUACUGCUAAGGGGUGUAGGUUGCCAUGCUGCAUUUACAAUUGCAACAUUGCACUAAUUUUUUUUCUUUCUUUUUCCCAGCUGACGUAAAAAAAAACCAGAGUAAAAACCACCACAGACUAUUUGUAUUAACAGCAAUGCACUCUCUUAGUACAUCCUAUUUAUUUCAGUACAAUUCCUUUUCUAUUUUUUUGGGUUUCUUAAUAUUUUUUCCCCUUCUUUUGCACUCUUUUUUUUUUUUUUUAAAGUGAAUGUAAAAGAAAAAAACCCACAAAAAAAAUUUGUGCGUGACUAUUUUUUUAUAUUUUGUAUUUAUUUCUAAUCCCAGAGUUGUGGUUUUGGCUUGUGGUUUGGUUCGCUUUUGGUUUUGGUUGGGUUUUUGGGUUUUGUUAAUCUUCUCACAGCAUUUUUGUGCAACCUGCCAUAUUUUUUUUACAAAUCCUUGUAUGUAUUUAUUUCCCGACGGGAUUUUAAACAGACUGAAAACAACAACCACCAACAACAAAAGUUCUACUGUAAAUCAAAACGACUCGCUGGGUUUGUACAGGAAGCAAAGAAAAACCCAAGGACAACAGCAAAACGCAACUAUGAAAGUAACAAAUGACUGAACCAUGGUUUCUGCUUUUAUUUUCCUCACAUCCUGCUUCUUUUAUAUGCUGGCUUUGUAUCAGAAGGGAGUUUGCAGUAACACGCGAGGUGAAGAUGCCUGGAAUGAGAAGAGGAACGGUGCCCACUAGUGGGAAACUUGGGCUCCGGGAAGCACAGAACGCUGGAAA